Messenger RNA from Adineta steineri, 336 nucleotides. NCBI's taxonomy places the organism in Eukaryota, Metazoa, Rotifera, Eurotatoria, Adinetida, Adinetidae. The record is from the annotation of a GenBank genome assembly.
AUGUUUAUUUUUCACUGUAUUUCUAUAAUCAUUUUCAGUUAUUUAUCAUUAAGUAAUGGUACAGUUAUUAAUAAAAUUCAAUAUGGUCGUAUUAUAAAUUCAACAUCUACAUUUCAAUCGAAUUGUUCAACUUGUAUUUGUCAAUGUAUGACAUAUAUGUCAUUAUCAUCAUCGAUAUGUUGUUAUGUCAAUUGUUAUACAACUAAUAAUACUUGUCAAGUAAUUAUUUCUUCAUCAGUAACUUAUCCUGCUAUUACAAUUGAUACAAAAAGUACCAUCUACAAGACUAAUUGUUCUAUUUAUUCAACUACACCUAAACUUCUUGGUGUUGGGUAA